Molecule: messenger RNA, 402 nt
Organism: Prorocentrum cordatum
Lineage: Eukaryota; Dinophyceae; Prorocentrales; Prorocentraceae
Source: the annotation of a GenBank genome assembly
GCGUUUUGGCUCGAGCCCCGCCAACCGCCCGCCGUGCCUCAUUCCAUCGCCCCCCGAUAUCCGGUCACUUCCGCGAUGGGUGCCCGCCGCGCCUCGCUGCUCUCCGUGGCCCUGCUCGGCCUGGCCGCGGCGGCAGCGCUCCUGAGCGCGCAGGCCUUCUGCGGCGCCGGGGCUGCGCCGCGGGCCGUCGCUCGCGAGAGCACGGUGGCCCGGGCGGCCCUGCCGCUGGACGGGGUGGCGGACGCGUCCUCGCUCAUGACCGCGCUGCAGAUCCAGCAGCCGGCUUGGGCAGCCAACCUGGUCCUCGUGAUCAUCCCGAUCUCCAUCCUGAUCAUCAUCUACCUCCAGUCGGAGAAGACACUGCAGGAGAGGGACGCCGUUAUCGGCAAGCAGAGGCUGUGA